CGGGGGCGGGGGGGAGGGGCACGGAGGCCGGGAAGGCUACGCGAGCCGGCGACCGUCGGUUCCGGCUUGGGGACGGGGGCGCGCGUGCGCACGGCGUGGCCCCCGGCCGGCGUCCGUGUUCCGAGCGCGUCCUCGUCCUUUUCCCCGAGGGUCGCGUCGGCGGGCGAGGCGCACGCGGGUGGAGGGGCGCUGUGGGACGGAGCGAGCAGCCAGGGCCCAGGCCAUGGCGGACAGCAGAGAGCCCCGCGCGGCCGUCGAGGCGGAGCUGGACCCCGUGGAGUACACGCUCCGGAAGCGUCUCCCGCACCGCCUGCCGCGCAGGCCCAACGACAUCUACGUCAACAUGAAGACGGACUUCAAGGCCCAGCUGGCCCGCUGCCAGAGGCUGCUGGACGGGGGCGGCCGGGGCCAGGGCGCGUGCGCCGAGAUCUACAUCCACGGCUUGGGCCUGGCCAUCAACCGCGCCAUCAACAUCGCCCUGCAGCUGCAGGCCGGCAGCUUCGGGGCCCUCCAGGUGGCCGCCAAUACCUCCACCGUGGAGCUGGUGGAUGAGCUGGAGCCGGACACCGACGCCCGAGAGCCGCUGACCAGGAUCCGGAACAACUCGGCCAUCCACAUCCGGGUCUUCAGGGUCACGCCCAAGUAAUGGAAGCGAAGCCGCGCUCACGCCCCGGCUCCCUGGCGUCCGGGCUCGCCCGCGCGGCGCUCGUUCGGGCGAGGACCUGCCGCCAGAGCCUCGCAAGGGCAAAGCGCGGCGCUUCAGCCUCGAGGACUGCAAAUGAGCCCGGAAGUGCAUCCUCCCCGCCCCGAACAAUAAAAGCGCCCGUUUGUGCUGCUGCCCGGCCCGCA
Mesocricetus auratus (golden hamster) is the source of this 849-nucleotide messenger RNA. It is a transcript of the gene Pop7, whose product is annotated as POP7 homolog, ribonuclease P/MRP subunit. Gene Ontology annotation, biological process: tRNA 5'-leader removal. The transcript is spliced from 2 exons. Bases 224 to 646 code for a protein of 140 amino acids. Gene Ontology annotation, cellular component: nucleolar ribonuclease P complex; nucleus; ribonuclease MRP complex. Gene Ontology annotation, molecular function: nucleic acid binding. Lineage: Eukaryota; Metazoa; Chordata; Mammalia; Rodentia; Cricetidae. The record is from RefSeq and is a predicted model, not a curated record.